AUGGUAAAGUACUUGGUUCCGGCGUCUGUGCUGCUGUCGCAGUCGAUUGCGGCCGCGAGUCUGUUUGACUCGUAUGUGAGCUUGUCAUUCGAGCUCAUUGGCUUUCCUACAUUUGCGGGAACAAGGAGCCAGCCUAAUGCCUUCUCCCACAACCUGAUGCACAACUUGGCCGAGCUUCAAGGCAGCGGCAUCGUUGUGCGAGUUGGUGGAAACUCUGGUGAUCGUGCCAUUUACGAUUCAACCUUGACCACCUCUACAGCCAGCGCGUGCCCCAACGCCGAUCCCGGUGCGUGGCAAUGCAUUGGCAAGACUUACUUCGAAUCAUAUGGCGGCUUUCCCGCUGGCACCCGCUACUCUCAUCAAUUCAACCUCGGUGCAUACAAUUCAUCCGGAUGGAACACUCUCGAGGCUACGGUGCCACUUGCCUGCAAGGCGCUUGCAGGCCAGCUUGAGUACUGGGAAGUUGGAAACGAGCCCGAUCUGUUUACCGGAAGCAGACGUCCCAGCACGUACAAUGCUUCUCAGUACGCCAACGAGUGGCUGAACACAACGGAGCACUUUGAGAGCUACCUCCACAAAGCCUGCCCCGAGCUUGCUCGCGACGUCAAGUAUAUUGCCCCGUCUUUGAGUUCUCCUGGUGCUAGGCUGCACAUUGCCGACAUAUUCCCCGACGAGGGCAACGCCACAGAGAAGAUUACCCAAGUCUCUGUGCACAACUACAUGAAUGGUGCCAGUGUUCCUGGUGUUACCCUGCAAAACACCCUGAUGAGCCACACUGCCGUUGUUAACUCGAUUACCAACCACGUCAACUACGCCAAGACUUCUAUUCUCGAUGCCGACUACAUCAUCGGCGAGCACAACAGCUUGUACGGAGGUGGUGCUGCAGGUCUCUCUGACGUCUUUGGAGCUGCUCUCUGGGCCAUGGAAUUCUCCCUCUAUGCUGCUUCCACCGGCGUUAUCAAGCGAAUUCACUUCCACCAGUCGGUGGGCUCACCUUAUGCCGCCUGGGUUCCCUCGGGAACUCUUGCGACUAAUGCUCCGUACUACGGAAAGCUUGCAGCAAGCACGUUCUUGGCUCACUCCCACACCAUUGACGUCAAGACUAUUGCCUUGAACAAGGAUGCUGACAAGGACUCUGGAUAUGGCGCUUACGUGAACGGUGAUUUGCGCCGCGUCGCGGUUCUUAACUUGAGGCAGUACAACUCUGGCUCUGGUACCCGUGGAAGCCAGACCUACACCGUCAAGGUUGCCCCUGGAUCUUCUUGGAGAUCUCAGCGCCUUACUGCAGCUGGUGCCACCGACAAGACUGGUGUCACUUUUAACGGAUAUUCUUACGAUGCUAACUCUAACGGUUUAGCAAAGCGUGUUAACGGCCAGGAAUCGGGCAAGGUCAUCAAGGCUGACCGCAGCGGUAACAUUACAUUUACUGUCCAGGAUUCUGAGGCAAUUGUUCUGCUGAAGAACUAA
Molecule: messenger RNA, 1467 nt
Organism: Trichoderma virens Gv29-8
Lineage: Eukaryota; Fungi; Ascomycota; Sordariomycetes; Hypocreales; Hypocreaceae
Product: glycoside hydrolase family 79 protein
Exons: 3
Coding region: 1-1467 (488 amino acids)
Source: RefSeq, a predicted model, not a curated record